GCUCGCGGCCAGGCUCAAGGAGUGCAGGUUCCCCGCCACGGCGCGCCGAGGGGGAGCGGCUGCGGGGGCUGGGGAGAGCACGCACAAGUGGAGGGAGAUGGCGGCCAGGAAGGAGGAACUCCUGCUGCGGAGCCGGGACCGAGUCACGUUCGUGUUGCCGAAGAGCGGGCCCGAUAUGCUGGAGCUGGAGAGGUCGAGGGAGCUCACGCGACCGUCCGCGUCGCACCUGACUCCCUGUCAAGGGACGCAGAAAUGAGGCAUUUGAUGCAGAGACAGGCAGAGAACAGUUACAGGAAGAUGGAAGAGUUUGUCAUAAACAGGCUGAGAGAAAUUAUGAGGUCAAAUAGAUUUGAUUUUUUCAUUCCAAAGGUUUCCAAUAUCGAAGGUAGGUUGAAAAAUGGGUAUUAUGCUCGCCAUGGCUUCCGUACCAUCAAGCAUGACAUCCGUACCAUGUGCCAAGAUGCAUUGAGAUAUAAAGAUGGCAAUGAUUUGGAUGAUGUAAAGCAAAUUGUUGUCUCCUUCAUACAACUAGCAAAGAGACUAGGGAACCCAAGGUACAUUUCUGAGAGAAACGGAGCAGCAGCCCAGGACAGCCUGGACAUUAGUCAAUAUUCAUUUGAUACUAAACUCAAAAAGAAGCAAAACAAAACAAGAGCAAAUUUGGUGGCUGCUGGAGCAGAUAAUUCAUCUCGUGCAUUUGACCUUGAAAUCAAAAGAAGCAUGUCUAAAUUAAAGAAAAAGGAUGUCUGCUCUGGUAGUGAAACAUCUGAUGAUGAUGGCUACUCUGAAGGUGAUGAAACUGAGAGUGAAACUACUGUUUCUGAUACUGAGAGUGACUUUGAUGUAAAUUCUGGAGCCUAGGAUUUAAAAGGAAAUGGCCUAAAGUUAACUGAACAUGGGGAGUCUGUGAUCAAUGAUCGUAUAUUAGGUGCCCGCAUGACAAAGAGGAAGUCUAUAGAAUCAAGUCAGCUUGUCACUCAUCUAAUUGAUGAGAUUCUGUAUUGGCACAAUGCUGUUCCGAGAGAACUAAGUGAUAUAGCAGAGGAGACUAAAAGGAUACAUCAGUCUGGAAUUUUUCUGAUAUAGCAGGAUUUAAUAUGAGGCUGCAAUUUAUUGCAGAUGUGCGCAUUUUCCACAGGCAUAUACUUGUACCCACUACACUUGUCCAAUCUGCUGCAAAUCCUUGGGAGAUAUGACGAUAAAC
This is a messenger RNA of Zea mays, 1204 nucleotides long. Its product is annotated as histone-lysine N-methyltransferase ATXR3-like. The record is from RefSeq and is a predicted model, not a curated record. The transcript is spliced from 4 exons. Lineage: Eukaryota; Viridiplantae; Streptophyta; Magnoliopsida; Poales; Poaceae. The coding region runs from base 253 to 861 and encodes 202 amino acids.